AUGGAUCAGCCCGAAGUCAAGUGCUGCUGUGGCAGAGACGAUUGCGCAUAUCUCCAGCAUAACAGAACUGCGUUGGAAAAUUUAGAAAAGGACGUCGACACGGCCGCGCGACUUGGCCACGCCCUCCUCGGACGCCAUGAAUCGUACAUGGUUGAAGCAGAAGCUGAUCGCGCGAAAAUGGUCGCCGAAAUCGAGAGCCUGGAAAAGCAGAAACGGGAAGUGCAAGCUGAGAAUGCAAAAAUCAUCCAGGAGAACAAAGAUCUCUUGGAUCAGCUGGAAGGGCUUAAUGGCGUGAUAUCGGAGUCAGAUGCGCAUAUCAAAGUGCUGAGCACAUCCUUAGAAACGGCCCAACUCGAGGUCCGACGCUUGACGGCCGCAACGUCGAGAGCUGCCCUUCUUGAAACACAGCUGAGUGCCAUGGAAAACGACCAGGCGCGAUUGGAAGAGACACUUGCCGUUACCCAGGAAAACGAACGCUCCGCCAUUCACCGCUGGCGAAAGGCGGAAAUUACACUAAGAGAUUUGCACGAACAGGUGGAUAAGAUGGAGAAAGAAUCGAAAGAGGAGCGAGAGAAGCACGUCGAAUUGCUAGGACGGAUGGAGAGGCGGAGGGCAGUGGAAAGAGAGCUGGAUUCCGCUGCGGGCAGGCUCAAAGGCGCAGCAGCAGCCACUGAAAUCAGCCGGAAUAAAAAUGGGACGAACGUCGUAUCUCAUUUUGUUCGAGACAUACUCCAGGACAAUGCGAAUCUUCAGUUGAAUAUCUCGGAGCUUAAAGACCUGCUUCAGAACUCAGACGAAGAAGUUCGAAAUCUAAGAGAGCAGCUCCUGCUUCAUCAGCCCUUGAGCGGAACAGACCCGGAAGACCGAAGUGGACAUGUUGGACGUGCUGGUAUUCCCCUUAGCGAGGAGCUGCAAAACGUACAAUCCGCGCCGCAAGAGUUUCAUAUUCAUCACCAUUAUCACACACCGGUAACAGUGGCAGCUCAACGCAAAGAACGAAACCAGCCAACGAUGCAUCGACGACAAAGAAGACGGAAAGCCAUAUUCCCGCCCACUCUCCUUGAGUCUCCGCCUAAAGAAUCAGUCGAAAGCCCCUUGAGUGCGCACCGCACAAGAGACUCUGCUUCUUCCAUUUCCACAACGUUAUUUCCAACGACGCCAUCAUCCAUCCGCACCCAUCGCUGGGUGGACCAAACCCCCGGUCCAGCGUUCUCUUCCGCGCCGAGUUCUCCAAGAUCCGCGUACAAACCUUCGUCUGUAUUUGAUCGUUCUGAUAUAGGAUUUGAUUCAUCUCGGCCGACUAGUCCUGAGAGCGGAUUUACCUCUCCGCUGAUGAAAGCGGCUCAUCGAAAAGGGCCAUCGGACACUUCAAUUCGUUCUGUGCUUGAUGAGCGGUGGCUGGAUGAUAUACCGACAUCAUCGUCUUCGGUGCAGCAUCUGGAAUACUCACGGAUCCAACCGUCAACCCGGUCCGACCUAUUUGCUGACAAUGGUGGGAGCGCCGGAGGCAGCUAUAGUUGCCCAUUUCGCGGGUCACCAAUUCUGGAAGACAAUGAUGAUCAAAAAAAUUCAAAAGGGUGUCAUCUUUCUGAUGACCAGGUUGUUAUGCCGUUACACUCCCCCCAAUUACAUCGAUCCACGUCUCGUGAAAGUCUUUUGUCCAUUUCAGGCAUGGAUAUCCAUUCGACGAGUGAUUACUCGACCAAGUCCCGCGCGACAUAUGUACUGAAGCCUCCUCGGCGUAUAGCGUCGGCAGGCACGAUAUUCUCAUCCACUUCCCCCGUGAUCUCGCGGACGAAUGUAACAAUCUCUAAAGCGAACAGUGGAGAUCAGUCCCCUCUUUCCCUCCUAUCCUCCGUCGUUUCUGCCACAAAUAAUGCAGCCAAUUCAACAUCAAUUCGAGAACCUUCUUCCGAGUCAAAUAACACUUCAAAACCCCAACCCAUGAGUAUCAAAAGCCGCAUGGGAGGCUGGGUAUUGGGCAAAUGGAUCUCAACGGCGCCAAAACCUACACCACCGAAAUUAGACACUCCAGCAUGCCCUACCUCUGAUUCCACCUCGUUUUCGACUUCCACGACCAACAAAGACACCGUACGGCCAUUGCCAGCACCACUAUUCAGGCCACCAGGCGUAAAUCAAAAGGGGCCUAUUCUUGGCUUACGACCUCCCGACAAACCACCGACUGUAAUACACCCGCAGAAUGUGGAUGCAAUGUUAUUACAGGAGAGUUUGGCGGAGUAG
Uncinocarpus reesii 1704 is the source of this 2241-nucleotide messenger RNA. RefSeq lists its product as uncharacterized. The transcript is spliced from 2 exons. Bases 1 to 2241 code for a protein of 746 amino acids. The record is from RefSeq and is a predicted model, not a curated record. NCBI's taxonomy places the organism in Eukaryota, Fungi, Ascomycota, Eurotiomycetes, Onygenales, Onygenaceae.